GCGGCCGCGCUGACGUCAGGCCCGGCGCGAGCGGAGGGACGGGGCGGCGGCGGCGGGAGCCGGAGCGGGGUGUGGGACAACUCCUACUCUCAGUCAGGUUUUGAUUGGCUUUCCAAAGAGGCAGUGUCCUAUAAAUUGCCUUCUCUGCUCUGCUUCUGCCUUCUGCCACCAGCUGAGACCCAGCACACCUGAAAGAAGAAGAUGCCAAUCAUCAGGAACCUGGGCAGAGCUGCCAGCCAGCUGCUGCAGAGCUCUGGCUGUGGCUGUGGGGUGUCCCUGGUGCCUGUCAGGGCCAUUGGGGUGUCCCCACGCCAGGUGGCCUCCGACGCCAGCUUCCACUCGGUGACGUUCUCCGAGUCGGAUCACCCCCGAGUGCUCAUCACAGGUGGUCUUGGCCAGCUCGGGGUGGGACUUGCAAAGCUGCUGAGGAAACGCUUUGGAAAGAACAACGUGAUCUUGUCUGACAUUAGAAAGCCUGCAGAUAAUGUUUUUUAUAGUGGUCCUUUCAUCUUUGCUGAUAUCCUGGACUACAAGAACCUGCGGGAGAUCGUGGUGAACAACCGCAUCACGUGGCUGUUCCACUACAGCGCCCUGCUCAGCGCCGUGGGAGAGGCCAACGUGCCCUUGGCCAGGGCUGUCAACAUCACUGGUUUACACAAUGUUCUGGAUAUUGCAGCUGAGCAUAAUUUGAGGCUCUUUGUUCCCAGCACCAUUGGAGCCUUUGGACCCACCUCUCCUCGAGAUCCAACUCCUGAUCUCUGCAUUCAGAGACCAAGGACAAUCUAUGGAGUCUCCAAGGUCCAUGCUGAGCUCAUGGGAGAGUACUACCACUACCGCUAUGGGCUGGACUUCCGCUGCCUCAGGUAUCCAGGGAUUAUCUCUGCUGAUUCCCAGCCUGGGGGGGGAACAACUGAUUAUGCUGUCCAGAUUUUCCAUGAUGCCAUGAAAUCUGGCAAAUUCAAGUGUUACCUGAGGCCAGACACCCGGCUGCCCAUGAUGUACAUCGAUGACUGCCUGAAAGCCACCCUGGAGAUCAUGGAGGCUCCUGCAGAAGCCCUGACCAUGAGGACCUACAACAUCAAUGCCAUGAGCUUCACUCCUGAGGAGCUGGCCCAGGAGGUGCAGAAGUAUGUCCCUGAGCUCCAGGUGACCUACAAUGUGGAUCAAGUCAAGCAGGCUAUAGCUGACAGCUGGCCCAUGAACUUCGACGACAGCAACGCGCGCAGGGACUGGGGUUGGAAACACGAUUAUGACCUCCCUGAGCUGGUGACCACCAUGUUCAGCUACCUUGGCUCUGACUCUAGGAUUGCCCAAGCUAACUGAAAUGCUUUCAGAUGUUUCCAGAUUUCCACAGAGGACCAGGAAGAAAUGGCUGCAUUUUAGUUUCUAAUUUUCUGAGUCUUAGAGCGUGUCAGUUCCUAAUUUUUGUGAGUAGUGACAGAGUUGGGCAGAAGCAUCCUGUAGCUGGAAUGUCCUUUAGAUAAACAACAGCACUGGGUGCUGUCCCCAAACACAGCACUGCUGACAAACACAGAGUUCUUGAACUUUUACACUUAGGAAAAACCACCAAAAGUAGCACUUCCUCCUGGCUGAUGGCUCUCCAAUCAUUCCUGCCUCUUCCUUGGCAAACAACAUGGGAUGGCAUUGUCCAGCCUGGCCUGUCAGGCAUAUCCCAAAAAGUUAACAAUAGCUUUUGCAUUUUCCUGGUGGAGGAUGUUAGGUUGUAGCAAAAGAGACAUCAGAAGAGCUGUUUCUUGUUUCCAAAUUGCAGGGGGUCGUUGCAAUUCUAGUUUGCAAUCAAACUUUGCUCAGUUGCUCCUAUUUAUAUCUUUCUUUAGUGCUGUCUAAGCAGAAACUUUUCUAUACCAAGGGCAUACAGAGUAGCAUUCUUAUGGUGCUGCUUAUAAAUGUGAAGUGGAAUAGAACUUGAAAUUCUCAUCAUGCUUUAAAAAAAACCCAGGGUUUACAAGCAAAGCUUUGUCCUGUUCUCUACAAGUGUCACUGCCUUCAGUGUGAGCUUGGAGGGAGAGCUGAAAUCCCAAGAGCUGUUCCAUGGAUGUGAGCUGGGUGGGAUUUCAGGGUCCAAACCUUGGCUGGGGUUUUUUUGCAGUAUUUUUGGUGUCCCUGCACAGUGUCAGAUUGCCUGGCACAAGUUUUAAAGGUGGGCUGAGGAUGGGGCCUUAUGGUAGAAUCAGAUCAGCCUUGGAAAUCUUUCCUGUUUCACCCCAUUUUCCACGUGCACUGUGUUUGUAGAUGUUGUUUGUGUGUAACUCCCACCUUUUUAUUCUUCAGAGAGGGAUCCAGAAGCUGAAACCAUCUUCUAGCUACAGCUAAGGGCUGUUCUGCUCGUUGAGUUUCAUGCACAGGAGAUUCUGGAUGAAUGAGGGAGUUUUAGUAGAUGUGUGAGAGGAAGAGGUGGCAGUUCAAAAGCUACUUAGGAGACUUCAGGAAAUGACAAACUGGAGAGACAGGAAGUCAUUGUAGGUAAAAUACCAAUUUCCAUGGAUGUGAGUCUGAGCUGUCAGCUGCUCUAGCUGAGAAACAGCCUCUGGGAGCUUUGGACUUUAUUUUUUUCAAAGAAAAAAAAAUCUCUUUCAUUUUCAAAAUGACUGGAAAUUCCCUACAGGAACUUUUUUUUUUUGUCUUGUAUACUCCAGUAGUGUAUGUAGCUAAAAAAUUCAAAUUUUUUUUUUUUUUGCCUACAGUUUGUUUGCUGUGUUUUCUGUGACUGUGCUUUGGUGGUUGUGAGUCUGUUGUGUUGUCUGUAACCCUGCCAUGAUCAGACUUCUGUCUCUUUGUGCAGGAGUUCUCCUGCAGGGAAUAUGUUUCCUCACAAAAGUAACCUUCCAAUGAAGAUUCUGUGGUGAAACCCACUUAUUUCAAACAUUUGUUACACUUGUGUCUCUUGGUUUUGUACUUAUUUUAUCCUUUCAUCUGUGGGCAAAGUAGGAAUUUCCCAGGUAUUUAAGCUCAAGGGUCGUGGCUGUUGCUGAAACCUUUUUAUAUUGUUUACAUUGCUGAAAGGACAAGUUUUUAAACCUUGGCCACUGCUGUGACUCUCACAUAGCUCAAGUGUAAUUUUUGGCCCAAUGGGCCAGUGAAGUCAGCCUGUGAGCAGAGGCUGGCUGGGCUCUGUCCUCUGCCCUCCCAAGAGGAUGGGAUCCAGACUGGAUUAUCCCCCAGGGACCUGCAGCCAGCAGGGGAAGGGCUGGAAGUGUCUUGUCCACUCCUCAGUGCCUCAGUUCCACCCUCAGGAAGUGUAAAAUAAAGAGUUGUUGAUGGCUCUCACUCCAUUUCCUUAAAAUCUCUCAAAGUCCUGGGCUCUGAUCCCCUCACCCUCAUUCCCAGCUCCAGUUCAGCAAGAGGGAGGAGCAGGAAUGUUCUUUUUUUCUGGAGCAUUGUCCUCAGGGGUGGGAUUUGUCACAGCAAAGGUGAAAUACAAACCCAUGGCAUUUUGAACAGUUUUGUUUUUCCUGCCAAGAUGUUGCUGGCCUUGUUUAGGAGCAGCCAUUUAAGCAACUGAAUUUUUUAAAAAUCUGAAAUAAACCAUGUUCCAACAGAGUGCUCUGGAGGAAGCUGGUGACAAUCAGGGACUGUUUUUAAAUCUGUCUCCAAGGUCCACAUCCUGUUUGAAAUGCUCAUGCUCAAUCUCACCAAUGAUCUGUAUAUUUUUUCCCCUCAUGUCUUUCACGUUAACUUCUCUUGUAAUGAUGUCACAAUUUAUUUUUUUUUGAUGUGCUACAAGAUAUCUACCUUUUGCUACCACUUGGAAGUUUGACUUCUGGGCAGAGACUUCCUUUGUGACACUUGAGCACUGUGACUGUUAAAUUACUUAUUCAGGACAAAAAAAAAUGUAAAAAAAGUUGUUAAGAGUAUUUUUUUCAACUCUUGUUAGUUGUGGGUAAUGCCUACUUGAAUAAAAUCCUUUGCAGAUGGA
Messenger RNA from Catharus ustulatus (Swainson's thrush), 3937 nucleotides. Its product is annotated as L-threonine 3-dehydrogenase, mitochondrial-like. Gene Ontology annotation, biological process: L-threonine catabolic process. Lineage: Eukaryota; Metazoa; Chordata; Aves; Passeriformes; Turdidae. The record is from RefSeq and is a predicted model, not a curated record. Bases 202 to 1323 code for a protein of 373 amino acids. Gene Ontology annotation, molecular function: L-threonine 3-dehydrogenase activity. The transcript has 10 exons.